Messenger RNA from Aspergillus wentii DTO 134E9, 1368 nucleotides. RefSeq names its product mitochondrial 37S ribosomal protein mS47. Bases 1 to 1368 code for a protein of 455 amino acids. The record is from RefSeq and is a predicted model, not a curated record. Gene Ontology annotation, biological process: L-valine catabolic process. Gene Ontology annotation, molecular function: 3-hydroxyisobutyryl-CoA hydrolase activity. The transcript has 2 exons. Gene Ontology annotation, cellular component: mitochondrion. Lineage: Eukaryota; Fungi; Ascomycota; Eurotiomycetes; Eurotiales; Aspergillaceae.
AUGUCGACCUCGACUGAUAUCCCCAAGGAGCUUCCUGGCGAUGAGCCCGAUGAUGUUUUGUUCAACUCUCUCUACGGUGUGCGGUCAAUUGAGCUCAACAGACCCAAGAAGCUCAAUUCUCUGAACGGUUCGAUGGCACGGAAGAUUCUCCCCAGAUUGAAGGAAUGGGAGAAGUCCCAGCUUGCAAAUGUGAUCAUGGUUUCCGGUGCUGGCUCGAAGGCUCUGUGUGCUGGAGGAGACGUGGCUGCUCUGGCUUUGCAAAACGAAAAGGGCCCAGAGGGACAACAGCAGUCGACAGAUUUCUUCGGACUCGAAUACCGCCUCGACCACUUUAUCGCUACCUACUCGAAGCCUUAUAUCUCCGUGAUGGACGGAAUCACCAUGGGUGGAGGUGUCGGUCUCAGCGUCCACGCCCCGUUCCGUAUCGCGACUGAGCGUACUGUCUUCGCCAUGCCCGAAACCACAAUUGGAUUUUUCCCGGAUGUUGGUGGCUCGUUCUUCCUGCCCCGUCUUGACGGUCAGAUCGGAACCUACCUGGCCCUCACCUCGGAGCGUCUGAAUGGUGUGCAGGCACUCUACAGUGGUAUCGCAACACACUACCUCGACUCCAGUGUUUUGGGCAACCUGACGGCACGCCUUUCAGAGCUGGUCUUCCAAGACAACGCCUCUCUUAAACAACGCCUGGACCUGGUCAACAGAACCCUGGCUGAAUUCUCCAGCGGUCUCCCAUCCGUGGAGCAGGAGCCUAUCCUGCUGGGCGGAAGCCUGCGCAACGCAAUUGACCGUUGCUUCAAAUACAACACUGUCGAGGAAAUUCUCCAGGCUCUCGAGAAAGAGACGGAGCAGAAGGAGUGGGCUCAAAAGACAUUGGAGACUCUGACCAGCCGGUCACCCACAUCCCUCAAGGUCGCCCUGCGUCAAAUGCGCCUGGGUCCCAAGUGGUCGAUUUCCGAGACCUUCCAGCGAGAACAUCAGAUCUCGUCCAAGUUCAUGAAGCACCCAGACUUCGUUGAGGGCGUCAAGGCACGUCUCAUGUCGAAGCCUCCCCGCCAAGCCUCGUGGCAGCCCGCUACCCUCAAGGAGGUCACUCCUGAGAUUGUCGAUUCCUUCUUUGAGAUCCCCAAGGGUGAAUCGAGGUUGCCGCUCUUGAACGAGGAGAACUUCUCGAAAUACCCCCAUGCUCAUUACGCCCUCCCCACUGAGCGGGAUAUUGAGAACUUUGUCCGAAACACCACGGACACCCGAGAGGUGACAGUCAAGGACUUUGUUGAAAAAUGGGGCCAGAAGGAAGGAGUCAAGGAAAAGGUUGCAGAAGUCCUCGCUCGACGAACAGUCAACACUCCCGAGGGACUGCGAUGGGUUGAGUGA